AUGAAUACAAGAGACAAGUAAUGAAACUUAUGAUUUGUGGCAUUGUCAAGGAAACAUUUUGAUUGUAACCGUAAUACCACGUGACAUACAUGCCAAAGUGGCCCCGCUAACCUACUUUAACUAGAACUGGUGCCCCGCGUGACUUAUCGUUGUCGUGUUAUGAUACCACGUAUCAAAUCAUUGCCCUUUAUCCGAACCAAAGUCAAAGCCCAAACCAGCCAAAAGCCCAAAUAAACAAAAUCUAAAAUAGAAAACCUUCUUCCAAGCCCACAACCAUCUUAGGCCUAUUGGAUCUUUUAACCGGUUCAGUGACCCGUCCGACUCAACACAUUUACAAGUCAAGAGAUCCACGACCACCGUCUGGACGCCGCUUGAAACUUUCCCGAGAAAAUCGAGGAGAGAAAGCGAGAGGGAAAAUGGCAGGGAAUACUUGGGCCUAUGUCCGGAUCAUCUCCGGCACCAUUCUCGGUGGCAUUCUCGGCUUCUACGUCAUGGACCGCGCCGAGAAAAGCUACAAGGAGAAAGUGCAGGAGAGGCUGAGAAAGUAUGAAAUUGAAAUGAAGAAGAGAGAGAAAUUGGACGAGUUUGAAGAGUCUCUGUAGAUUUUAGCUUUUUUUUUUUUUUUUUUUUUUUUAAUCAUUUUUGCUCCUGUUUUUGUUGAGAAAUUGAAAUUUUGGACCACAUUGUCAAGAGUUGUAUAACGUUUGUAAUUGUACGAGAAAUUUUCUGUUUCGGUGACCGCACUCUAACGGUUUUA
Molecule: messenger RNA, 757 nt
Organism: Pyrus x bretschneideri (Chinese white pear)
Lineage: Eukaryota; Viridiplantae; Streptophyta; Magnoliopsida; Rosales; Rosaceae
Exons: 2
Coding region: 417-602 (61 amino acids)
Source: RefSeq, a predicted model, not a curated record